This is a messenger RNA of Saxophila tyrrhenica, 1749 nucleotides long. RefSeq lists its product as uncharacterized. The transcript is spliced from 2 exons. The record is from RefSeq and is a predicted model, not a curated record. NCBI's taxonomy places the organism in Eukaryota, Fungi, Ascomycota, Dothideomycetes, Mycosphaerellales, Extremaceae. Bases 1 to 1749 code for a protein of 582 amino acids.
AUGCCGACCGUGGUGAAGACCACGUGCUGGACGGACAGCUCGAGUUUGAUGACGAAGAUGAAGUGGUUCAAGAACAAGGUGAGCAACUCGUACGGGAGUGGGAAGAAGCAGUGGAGCAUGGAGCUGGACGAGCUCUUGACUACGGAGCUCAACAAGAUGAAGGACAUAAGCCUCGACUGCCACCACAGGCCGAGUAGGACGAGGAACAGGUUCGCGUACGAGAGGGUGCCUAGCGACUGGACCAAGAUCCCGACCCUCGUCGAGGACAUGAACGUGGCUCUGAACGCGCCCCAGAACUGGUACACGAGCCUGAGGCACAACCCGGUCCUAGCCGUGUUCAUGUCCAACGUCUCGACCAUGAUCGAGGUGGCGAUGAGGCUCAAGACCAGGCCCAACAUCCAGCACGUGAUCGUGUGCGACUGCGUGAUGUCGGUCAAGCACAUGCUCCUGAUCAUGGUCGUGUUCCAGCUUCUGUUCAAGGACGAGAAUGAGAACGACAGCGUCUUCAUGCACCUGUGCGUGGACGAGAACCAGGAGAAGAUCGCGAGGAGGAGCCCGCUCAAGAACAAGCACGUGGUCAUGCACAGGGACAUGGCGUGGUACGCGGCCUUGGGUUUGGUCGAGACCAGGUACAGGAGUGUGUCCGUCACCAUGAUGAUGAACGAGGAGAUGUCCAUGGACAACAUCGAGAGCUUGUUCUCGACCGAGGACGUGUUCGUGUCCUUGACCAGCAGCAUGGACAAGAUCAACUACUCGAACGCGCUCAUGGACUUGGUCAGGAGCAGAAGCAUGGUGAGGGAGCUGGUCCCGGGCUCGAACCCAGACACGAACACGGUCAGGAUCUCGGACGCAAUCGUGAACCACAACGUGUCCGAAGGCAGGCUCGUGUACAGAGCCAGGAACGCGUACUCGAUCAUGCCCACCAACACGUGCACGAACAUGAUCAGACCCAUGAACCUGGACGGGAUGUGCUUCGACUGCAGGAUCGUGUACAUGGUGGCGAACGACAUCGUGCUGAAGACCUGCGGCCAGAACAAGGACCAGCCCGAGUACGCCGGCGAGGAGUGGAGCCGGAGCUUCGCUAGGACCAUCACCAAGGACACCAUGUCCAUCUCCAACAACGUCAUCGCGUCCCUCAAGGCGGUCUCGAAUGUGCCUGUGUUCGUGGGCCAGAGGGAGUCUGUGAACGACGAGUCGAUUCUGAUCAGCUCCGUGAAGUUGAACGAGCUCACGGCUAUGUACAGCGACCUGUACGCGUUCACGUACUCGACCUGGCGCCACCUCCCGGACGCCCCCGACUGCGAGAGGACGUUCGUGAUCAUGUGGAUGAUCUCGGCCGAGAACUACGACAUCAACCACUUCACCAUCAAGUGGCCGGAGGCGAGCUCGAACACGUUCGUGCACCUGUGGUCAAUCGUCGACAGGCUCAGGACCUUGCUCGAGUCCAACAACGCGGACUGGCUCGUGGGCGCGAGGAACCCCGUGGGCUACUCCGAGACCAUGAACAUGCCCGGAGCCGCGGACCAGCACUUGUACCCGAGUGAGAGCAUAAUCGCGCCUCACGUCGAGGUUUUCAGCUCGAACAUGGCCAGGAUGCAGCCCAAGACCAUAAAGAGGAGCUACGACUCGAACUUCUUCUUCACCUUGUCCUUGACCAUGUCCAGGCCCAAGCGCGUAAUCGACCCCAGCCAGAUGGCCAUGCGCAACGACGAAAUGCUGUCGGCGGCUGCGAACAGGAACAGGAAGUAG